AUGUCUUCGGAACAGGCGGAGCCCCCGGAGGAGGUCGAGGUGGCCAUUGAACAGGAGACCCCGAGCUAUGUACAGUCCGGGCGUAGGUUUCGCUGCCUGAGCUGUCGCAAAACUUUCCCCAAUGAGCCACGGGCCAAGCGGCACUGCGAGGCCCACCAGUCCACGGAGGCCUCUGGCUCUCCGAAGCCCAAGAAGCAAGAGGCGAAGGGGGAGCAGCGCCAUCAGUGCGCGCACUGCGAUAAGUCCUACAAGAGCGCGUCUCUGUUGAGGAGCCAUGUGCGCAGCCACACGGGGGAAAAGCCCUUCGUGUGUAAAGAGUGCGGGCGAUCCUUCAUGCAGCCAAUCUGCCUGCGGGUUCACAUGGCCACCCACAGCGGGCAACUACCCUUCCCUUGCAAACAGUGCGGUAAAGCCUACGCCACGCCCUCCAAACUCCGGAUCCACGAACGUCUUCACACUGGCGAGCGCCCAUUCUCCUGCCCCGAAUGCGGCAAAGGAUUCGCUGACCCUUCUGUUUUCCGUAAGCACAGGAGGAGUCACGCUGGGCUCCGGCCUUACCAGUGCCAGCUGUGCCAGAAGUCCUACAGCGAACUGAAAGACCUCAAGAACCACGAACGCAGCCACACGGGAGAAAAGCCCUUCUUGUGUUCGGACUGCGGGAAAGCGUUCUCGCGCGCCUCCUCCCUCACGUGCCACCAGCGGAUUCACGCUGCCGAGAAACCGUACAAAUGCCCCAUCUGCAACAAAGACUUCACCCAGCUGUCGUCCUACCAGAGCCACCAACGCACCCAUUCUGGUGAGAAGCCCUACCUGUGCCCACAGUGCGGCCGCAUGUUUUCAGACCCGUCCAGUUUCCGACGGCACCAGCGGGCGCACCAAGGCGUCAAGCCGUACCGAUGCGACAAGUGCGGCAAGCCCUUCCGGCAGCCGGCCGACUUGGCCAUGCACCAGCGGAUCCAUACGGGCGAGCGUCCCUUCCGCUGCCCGGACUGCGAUAAGACGUUUGUGGCGUCUUGGGAUUUGAAGCGCCACCGGUUGUCCCACAGCGCCGAGCGCCCUUUCCAGUGCCCGGAGUGUGGGAAGGGGUUCGCGGAGCGUUCUGGGCUAAGCAAGCACCAGCGUUCCCACAGCGGGGAACGGCCUUACAAGUGCGAGGAGUGCGGCAAGACCUUCAUCGUGUCUUCCAGUUUGAGGAAGCAUGAGCGCACCCACAUGAAGCCAGAUGGAGGGGAGCCUAAUAAGAAGAAGGAGGAGUCCACCACCUGCGAGAAGUGUGCCAUUACCUUCCAAAGCGUGAUGGACCUGAAGAACCACCAGAAGAGCCACCCAGAACUGAGGCCCUUCCGUUGCGAGCACUGCGAGAAGGGCUUCCUGGACAAGGCUGGGCUAAAGAAGCAUCAGCGGAUACAUAGCGACGUACGCCCCCACGUGUGCCAGCAGUGCGGCAAAGGCUUCCUAGUACCUUCCGACUUGCGCAAGCAUCAAAGAACACACGCCAAGGAGGUUAAGGGGAAGGUGGAGGAGGAAGAAGAGGAGGUUACAACGUUGACGCUCCAUCCAGCUUCUGUGGAAUCGCAACCCUUGUUUGAUCCUCUGGUCUCUUUUCUGGAGAAGGUUGCCGAGGGAGACAUGGAGGUCAUUGAGUCUUCACCGUCAUCAAGCUGACUGAGGCCCGCCCACCCAAUGUGAUCAAUCUACAGCAGUCUUGAAUGGGUUUGGCAUGACCUGAUCAUUACCCAACCACCAGUCCUGUUUUGGCCAUUCCACUGGAGUUUUUAAUCGGCUUUGUCUUUUAUCAUGAUGAAGCUACAGCAGGAUCCAACCCCAA
Nanorana parkeri is the source of this 1828-nucleotide messenger RNA. Its product is annotated as zinc finger protein 668-like. Lineage: Eukaryota; Metazoa; Chordata; Amphibia; Anura; Dicroglossidae. The transcript has a single exon. The record is from RefSeq and is a predicted model, not a curated record. Bases 1 to 1665 code for a protein of 554 amino acids.